GGGUCGACGACAGUGACAGUGAGGCGAGGCGACAUGUCGGGCAGCAGCGCGAGUGUUAGUGUGAGCAGCGGAGACGAAUCGCUGGACGAACAGGAGUGUCCAGUGACCGAGGAGUGGUUGACGGCCGUGCUGGCCUCGCACCUCGACACACAAGUUCAGGUCGACAGGUUCACGGUGAGGCCAGGAUGUGACCAGGGCGAGAGUGUGCUCAGCGAUAUCCUGGCCGUAAACGUCGACUACACCGACACCGUUGCUUCACACUCGCUCAGCCUCAUAGUCAAGCUCCUGCCCCAGGACCCCUUCUCUCGGUACUUUGUCACCGAGGCUCAAUUCGAUCUCAGGGAGAUCAAGUUCUACACCAAGGUAGCUCCUGAUCUACUCAGAAUCCAGAAAGACUUGUUGGCAGAUGGAUGUGAAGAAAUAGAACUACCUAUCCCCAAGUGUCUGCAUGCUCGUUACAACGCCGACAAUGACUCGGUGGCUCAGUCCGUCCUGGUGCUAGAGAACCUCAAGGUACAGGGCUACUCCAGCUGUGAGUUUUCUCAGGGACUAACGCUACAACAAGCUCAAUCAGCACUAGAGGCUAUCGCAAGGCUACACGCACUCUCUCUAGUGCUCAAAGUCAAACAGAAGCUGGCCCUUGAUGAGAAAUACCCGUUCUUGUUUCAAACAGCUCGAGCAUCCGAUUCGUACCAGCAGCUGGUUGAGCGUGGAUUGCCACAGUUAGCACACUUCUUGCAGCGGCGGCCCGGUCUCGAGUCCGUGCUGCAGUGUCUCUCUGCCCUAACACCCAACACCAAGGACAUCAUUGCGGCCCUGCUGGCUCCAGAAGAGCCUCUAUGUCUCAUCACACACACGGAUUUUUGGUGCAAUAACUUACUGUUCCGCGAGGAUGGCCAGUGCGCAGUCCUCGACUGGCAGAUGGUCACCUACAGCCGCCCCACCAAUGAUGUGGCAUUGCUGCUAGUCAGCUCCCUGUCAACCGAGCUACGUCGCACCCACACAGAGACACUGCUGGACGCGUACUGGGCUGCACUCAACUCCUACUCGUCAAGACUUCAGCUUAACAUCACGGCCGAGCUAGGCUAUGACCGCCAGAAUCUGUCCAAAGAUUUCCGCCGCUCCCUACUGCUUGCUCUGCUGCUCUGUAUCGGCUCUGUGGAUGUAGCGUUGGGUGACCCACUCACAGAACAACGACUGCUCGAUGUGCUCCAUGACCUCCAUACUGAUGGGAUCCUCUCGACCGAUGUCCUUGACCAGUAAAAUGUGCCAAAUUCAGUGCUCUCUCUGUACUGAGUGACCAGUGCGAUCUGGGAUCAUCUGCAGGCUGUGUUAUAUAUUGUCCUAACAUUUAAAUAUUUACGGUAUGGUUAUAUAGGCAACAUUACUGUGUAAUGUGUGAUGCUAUGAUUGUGGUAAGAUUACAUUUUAUCGUAAUAUAAACCAUUAAAGUAAUCUAGUUGUA
Homalodisca vitripennis (glassy-winged sharpshooter) is the source of this 1465-nucleotide messenger RNA. RefSeq lists its product as uncharacterized. Bases 34 to 1263 code for a protein of 409 amino acids. The transcript is spliced from 2 exons. The record is from RefSeq and is a predicted model, not a curated record. Lineage: Eukaryota; Metazoa; Arthropoda; Insecta; Hemiptera; Cicadellidae.